AGGUGUCACUACAGACUCUGGUUCGAUUCCCGGCUGUCCCAUAGCGCGGCGCACAAUUGGCCCAGCGUCGUCUGGGUUAGGUCGUCAUUGUAAAUAAUAAGUUGUUAUUCACGGACUUGCCUAGUUAAAGGUUAAAUAAAAUAAAGAAAAAUUCGUCCCAGCGCAGUGAAGCAUCGGUUGGUUACCGACAUGUCCCCCUUAACGCAACCGUUUUAUCAAAUUGAACAAGCUCCAAUAAAUGUUUUAUAUCAGCGGGUCUGUUUGGUAGGCAGUAUGUAGGGAAUAAACAGUUCCGUUAUUAAGGAAUAGUGCCAUUUCACCCACCAAAAGGGGUUGCCAUACAACAGGUAAAGUGAUUGAUAUCCCAUAUAAACAAAACCACAACAUUUAAAUACCAUUUUUAUAAUGGUGUUAUAACAAGAGUUGAUAUAUAGGCCUAGUCUAAUAUAAUUUUCUUCUAUGCUAUUUGUGUCGCUGUGGGUUUUUGGGGAGAUGAGAAAAGUGGUUGUCCGCCUCUAUAUUGAUGUUUACGGUAGUAGUGGUGCUGAUGCGGGCGGGGAAGUGGAAUGAGUCAGGUUCUGUGAUGCUGCUGCUAGCGCUGCCAUUUCAUCAACAGCAACAUUCAUUUCAUAACAUUUUGCGGCCUUCAAAAUCAGGAAACGAACCCGUCGAAUGUAUCACAUUCGAAACGAGUCUGGUUUUAGACAAUAGUGUAGACUUCCGUCUACAAAUAACAACCUUUUGUGGAGUAAAGCGUGCUGUGGAUUCUUCUCUUAGACCUAGGACGUUCGAGCCCGUUGUUAUCGUUAUAAACCGUAAUAAAGACACUAGACCCGUCGUUGGAUCUCUCCAGGGGAAUUGUAAAACUGUGGUUUUAUGUGUCGCUGUAAGAACUUUUUUCGGCGUUUGUUCUACGAAAGAGGAGACGAGCUUCUCGAAACGAUGGAACCUGCAGCAUUCGGGUUCUGAACGCCGCAACUAAACAACAAGCUAGACAGUAGUCACCAUGGAGGCGAUAUGGCUGUACCAGUUCCGACUCAUCGUCAUUGGGGACUCGACGGUGGGGAAAUCGUGUUUGAUCCGGCGGUUCACAGAGGGACGCUUCGCCCAGGUGAGCGACCCCACGGUCGGCGUAGAUUUCUUCUCUCGCCUGGUGGAGAUCGAGCCGGGGAAACGGAUCAAGCUACAGAUCUGGGAUACUGCGGGACAGGAGCGGUUCAGGUCCAUCACAAGAGCCUACUAUCGUAACUCGGUGGGCGGGCUCCUGCUGUUUGACAUCACAAACCGUCGCUCCUUCCAGAACGUUCAUGAUUGGCUAGAGGAGGCCCGGAGUCACGUCCAACCACACAGCAUCGUGUUCCUAUUGGUCGGACACAAGUGUGACCUGGAGCCUCAGCGUCAGGUGACUCGUCAGGAAGCUGAGAAACUCGCCGGCGCCUACGGGAUGCGUUACGUAGAAACCUCGGCCCGCGACGCCAUCAAUGUGGAGCACGCCUUCACGGAGCUGACCAGGGACAUCUUCCACCUGGUAAGGAGCGGUGACAUCACUAUCCAGGAGGGUUGGGAAGGGGUGAAGAGCGGCUUCGUCCCCAACGUGGUCCACUCCUCCGAGGAGGUCACCAAGAGUGACCGGCGGUGCCUCUGCUGAUCUGGAGGGAUCACUAGAGAGAUCUCUGACUCAAGCCUGGUUUCACCUAGGUCCUCCUGGAUCCAUUUCAGCUCUAGUUUAGCAAUUUCCCUCUGCUGAUCUGCAUCAGGAUGGAGGGAUCUUACCCACAACUACACUACAUGGUCAAAAGUAUGUGGACACAUCAAAUUAGUGGAUUUUGCUAUUUCAGCCACACCGGUUGAUGACAGGUGUAUAAAAUCGAGCACACCGCCAUGCAAUCUCCAUAGACAAACAUUGGCAGUAGAAUGGCCCGUACCGAACAGCUCAGUGACUUUCAAUGUGGCACCAUCAUAGGAUGCCACCUUUCCAACAAGUCAGUUUGUCAGAUUUCUGCCCUGCAAGAGCUGCUCCAGUCAACUGUAAGUGCUGUUAUUCUGAAGUGGAAACAUCUAGGAGCAACAGCGGCCCAGCUGCGAAGUGGUAGGCCACACAAGCGCACAGGUUGUCGAGAUCGGUGUGGAAGAACUUGACUGGCCUGCAUAGAGCCCUGACUUCAACCCCAUCAAACACCUUUGGGAUGAAUUGGAAUGCCGAGUGUGAGCCAGGCCUAAUCGCCCAACAUCAGUGCCCAACCUCACUCAUGCUCGUGGCUGAAUGGAAGCAAGUCCCUGCAUCAAUGUUCCAACAUCUAGUGGAAAGCCUUCCAGGAAGAGUGGAGGCUGUUCUAGCAUCAAAGGGCAAACCAACUCCAUAUUAAUGCCCAUGAUUUUGGAAUGAGAUGUUUGAUUAGCAGGUGUCCACAGACUUUUGGCCAUGUAGUAUAGAUCCCUGGUUUCCCCAUCUCCUUUCUUCCAAUAUGCAAUCCCAUAACACAAUUUAUACAGCCAGAAGGCAUCACACACCAUGGUUGGGCAAGGUUUAGCCAAAACGACAUUCUAUUUGACUCAGUUUAAAGGAGACUAAGAUGGAGGGGGCUCUCAGUCUCUCCCCUCCCCCCCAAAGGAAACUAAAUCUGGUCUCAAAAACUCUGUGGUUCUCUACUUUUUUCCCCCACUCAUCAUCCAACGACCACUGUACAAUCCCUAUCCAACACCAUAAUGGGCUUUAUGGACCCUGUGGACAGGGAUGUAAGGGAACGACUGUUUGACUGACAGUACAGGUGGACAAAGUGACUCCAGGGACGUAUUCACUUCACAUCAAACGGAGGAAAUGGACAGAACAGGAAGGGACAACCUGAACCAAUAAGAAACUUUUUUUUUUUAUAGCAAAACAUUACUUUAUUUUUUCUUAAUGGUGUGCACUAAUGAAUACGACCCAGUAAAAGGUGGACUAUAAGGGGAUAUUAGGCAUCCCUGAGUACCGGUACAUUACCUGUUCCUCUUUGCAAGAAUCCAAAUCCCUGAGGAGGGUCAAACUGACAACAGAGGAGGACUAUUUAUUUGAGUACGUUUGAACAAUGUCUCUGGAACUUGUCCUAGUGAUUCUGGAAUCUAGUGGAGGAACCCAUGGUAACAGUGGAGAGACAGCUAGGAGAACAUACUCUAAAAACACCAUAACUUGUCCUAGUGAUUCUGGAAUCUAGCGGAGGAACCCAUGGUAACAGUGGAGAGACAGCUAGGAGAACAUACUCUAAAAACACCAUAACUACCUAGAAUUCCACACCUCUACAACUCUAUAGACACAAGUAUGGCAACAGACAUGUGCAUUCAAUAUCUCAAACCAGUAUAGAAAUAAGGACACUCAUUCCAAAAAUGAAAUCACAUUUUGUUAAUGACUAAGACGAUGUAACAAUAACCUUUUCUGGUUUGGUAACUGAAACAUGAAAUGGUUUGGGCACAAUAGGUGGAGGGACAGAACUUGCUGUGUUAUAACAAAUGGUGUCCUACAUUUUAUUUUCAGUUGAAGAUGUUUUGUACCCACUGUGUUCAAAGGUCAAUUUCUUUCUCAUCAGAAAAAAACUAUGAUUCCUUCGUCUCUAGUGAUGAGAUUGAAAUAAGAUUUGAAUAAUGUGAUAAGGUUAUUUGUUUUGGAUAGGGGAAGCACCAUUGCCUUCCUCUGAAUGGGCGAGUGUAUACUACUGAUGAACUGAUAUCGUCCACCUUUUCCAAAGAGUGAUGCAUUAUCGUAUGUCAAUCUAACAUUUCAGGGCCAGGGGAGCUGGGGUGACUGUGUACAUCUAUCAUGUAGGAUUACCCUUGACAAGGAAGAGUGGAUGGUAAACGUUCUCAAUCAUCAAAUCUGGGACCAUUUUGCAGAGUCUUGACAAGGGACUUUUCGCUCCUUUACGACUUGGAUCACGAAUGGACUUCUUUGGGUUACUAUGUGCUUUUCCCAGUUUUGUGGACAUUCUGGUUCUAGAACAGAAUCUUGGACAUCAUGAUGUUC
Messenger RNA from Oncorhynchus nerka (sockeye salmon), 3994 nucleotides. RefSeq names its product ras-related protein Rab-39B-like. Gene Ontology annotation, molecular function: GTP binding; myosin V binding; GTPase activity. Lineage: Eukaryota; Metazoa; Chordata; Actinopteri; Salmoniformes; Salmonidae. The record is from RefSeq and is a predicted model, not a curated record. The transcript is spliced from 5 exons. Gene Ontology annotation, cellular component: Golgi apparatus. Gene Ontology annotation, biological process: vesicle-mediated transport; Rab protein signal transduction. The coding region runs from base 1007 to 1648 and encodes 213 amino acids.